CAAGGUAAUUUUGUGCUUAAUACGAAAAUUUCACAGAAAUUUUAAAACUAAAGUGAGCUUGUUCAUCAUUUUAAAAGGGUAGGUUUCAUCUUUGAUUUAUAUUCCAGUAUUUUGACCGAAAAGAUUAAUUGCUAAAAGUAUAUAUAAUAUUGUUUUAAAGAUGGGAAAUGCACCGAGUAACCGGAGAGUUACGGUAGUGAAUGAUGAUGUUGUUGGAGUUGUUCAAGUAUCUGAAAGUGUUGUUAGGAGAUUACGAGGUUUACCUGACAAAUCUGCUACAGAUUCCGAACGAGGUACGGCCCAAGAAUCGCAAGUUCCUCAGCCGGUUCCUGAGGUAGCCCAUCGCCCGUCUCCAAGUUACAUCCCAUUUGCUCCACCAGAACCUUAUUCUUCAACUUUAGAACAGAGGCAGAAGUAUCAUGAAGAAUUUAAAAAGGCUGAAAAAUCGUGGAACAACCGUAUCCAUGAACUUGAAACCCAAAAUCGUCUGUUGUUUGAAACCGCCAAUAAUAAGUUUACAGCCACUGUGAAAGAAAUUGAAGAAAAUCAUAUAAAAAAUUCUUAUGCUCCUGUAUGCCCUGAUAAGCAACAACAAGUUUCGAUGUGUUAUAAAGCAAAUUCGAAAUACCCGUUACAUUGUUCUCGUGAAGUAAAUGAUUUUAUGGAAUGUGUAGAUAAAGUUAGGAUGACUGCUCUUUCUAAGUGAAUGUAUAAUUCAUAAUAGAUGUAUUGAAAUUAAUUUGAAUGCCACAAUAGAUUUAUAUCAUUACUGUCUUUUAUCAGAAUUUAUUUGAAGGAAAGUAUAGUUAAUAAACAUAAAAUAUAUUUCA
Molecule: messenger RNA, 830 nt
Organism: Argiope bruennichi
Lineage: Eukaryota; Metazoa; Arthropoda; Arachnida; Araneae; Araneidae
Gene: Chchd3
Product: MICOS complex subunit MIC19-like
Exons: 1
Coding region: 161-706 (181 amino acids)
Biological process (GO): inner mitochondrial membrane organization
Cellular component (GO): MICOS complex
Source: RefSeq, a predicted model, not a curated record